This is a messenger RNA of Polypterus senegalus (gray bichir), 1867 nucleotides long. It is a transcript of the gene ubac1, whose product is annotated as UBA domain containing 1. NCBI's taxonomy places the organism in Eukaryota, Metazoa, Chordata, Cladistia, Polypteriformes, Polypteridae. The record is from RefSeq and is a predicted model, not a curated record. Gene Ontology annotation, molecular function: protein binding. The transcript is spliced from 10 exons. The coding region runs from base 249 to 1481 and encodes 410 amino acids.
UCAUUUCCCACAAUGCUUAUCCCCACACACUCUGGUCGAAGUUGACAGUUCAGUCUUGGAAGGAUUGUAAGGAAAACAGCGAACCUAUACCGAGGAGCAUAAGUGGCCUGAUGAACAUUGAGGAAAGCGAGCGGGGACAUCCUGCCGACGGCGAAUAAACAUGAGAGAGUGACCAGCGAGGCCAGGCGUGGACAGUGCAGAAGGCAGGCGGGCGGCAGUUCUACCAAGCUGCUGGAUCGGGGGACACGAUGUUCGUACAGGAGGAGAAGAUCUUCUCAGGGAAGACACUUAAAGUCCACAUCUGUACCAUGGAGGGAUGCGAGUGGCUGGAGGAGGUUGCGGACGACACUACAGUGGAAAAACUCAAAGAAAAGUGCUUGAAGCACUGUGCACACGGAAGUCUUGAAGACCCAAAGACUGUGACCCAUCACAAACUAAUCCAUGCUGCUUCUGAAAGAGUGCUAAUGGACACUAAAACUGUAGCCGAAGAAAAUAUUCGAGACAAAGAUGUGCUGCUUUUAAUAAAAAAACGAGCUCCACCUCCUCCUCCCAAAAUGGUUGAUGUGUCUGUUGAUGAAAAGAAAAAGCAAGAGCAGAAAGCUCCUGAUAAGGAUGCAAUCUUAAAGGCAACAUCUGCACUACCUAUACAGCAUUCUGAUCGGACUGUCACACAACACAGCAUGCGAGAUUUUCAGACAGAACUCAGGAAAAUCCUGGUGUCUCUUAUUGAAGUGGCACAGAAGCUCCUGGCACUGAAUCCAGAUGCUGUUGAAUUGUUUAAAAAAGCCAAUGCAAUGCUAGAUGACGAUGAUGAGGACAGAGUGGAUGAUGUGGCCUUACAUCAGUUAACAGAGAUGGGCUUCCCUGAAAGCAGAGCAGUAAAAGCUCUUCGCUUAAAUAGAAUGUCAGUAACACAGGCUAUGGAGUGGCUUAUAGAACAUGCUGAGGAUCCAACAGCAGAUACACCUCUUCCAGGUCAGGGUGCAGCUGGAGGAACAGCAGCUGCAGCACCAUCAUCUUCAACAGUAUCCUCCUCAAGGGCAAAUGCUGACACUAAUGCAGAAGACUCCAAGCAAGAUGAGCUCACAGAUAUCUUCAAAAGGAUACGGAGGAAACGUGAAUUCAGGCCUGAUUCCAGAGCAGUGAUUGCACUCAUGGAGAUGGGGUUUGAUGAAAAAGAAGUGAUUGAUGCCUUACGUGUUAAUAACAAUCAGCAGGACGCAGCAUGCGAUUGGUUACUUGGAGACAGGAAACCCUCUCCUGAAGAUUUGGAUACUGGAAUUGAUCCCAACAGUCCCCUCUUUCAGGCCAUUUUAGAAAAUCCAGUUGUACAGCUAGGCCUUACUAAUCCUAAAAUACUUUUAGCAUUUGAAGACAUGCUGGAGAAUCCAUUAAACAGCACGCAGUGGAUGAAUGAUCCUGAGACGGGGCCUGUAAUGUUGCAGAUAUCUAGGAUCUUCCAGACUCUUAAUCGCACAUAGUCUACCCCCAGAUUGUCCAUAUAUUUAAUGCUUUAUCUCGUCAGAUUAUUCCUAAAGUAAAUAGGCUCAGUCAAGCAGGAGGUCUCUGUUUAGCUCAAUCUGAGCUGCAGAUUUCCACUCAAAGGGAAGUUUAAUGUGACUUGAGCCUAUUUCUGCCUUCCGGAUGUAGCGCUAAUGGAGGCGUGGAAAUUAAGUGUUGGUUAAAUAUAACAGAAAAUUUUUGGUUGUGCAAAUGCUGCAGAAGAUAUAUUUAUUUAUAAUACAGAAGAACACUUGUAUAAAACAUGAAAACAUGUUUUGUUACAUUUUUAAAAGGUAAUGUUCAUUUAAAUCUUUUUAAUUUAAAAUCUGUUUAAUUCAAUAAAUCAUUAUGCGUUUACACUUCA